Camarhynchus parvulus is the source of this 3172-nucleotide messenger RNA. RefSeq names its product protein kinase C and casein kinase substrate in neurons 1 (gene PACSIN1). Gene Ontology annotation, cellular component: cytoplasm; endosome; plasma membrane. Lineage: Eukaryota; Metazoa; Chordata; Aves; Passeriformes; Thraupidae. Bases 265 to 1602 code for a protein of 445 amino acids. The record is from RefSeq and is a predicted model, not a curated record. Gene Ontology annotation, molecular function: protein binding; phospholipid binding. Gene Ontology annotation, biological process: plasma membrane tubulation; neuron development; cytoskeleton organization. The transcript is spliced from 10 exons.
GCCCCGGGGCUCAUCGCCGUCCCCUCGGCGGGAGCGCUGUCACCUUGCACGGCCGAGGAGCCGCCGCGCCGGGCCGGGGAUUGGUCGGCUAAAAAUGCCGCCCUAAUCUCCGAGCUGAUCUUUACCCCCUCCCUCCGCCCCAUCUGCCGCGACCUGCCCGCGAUGCGCAGCGCCGGCCCCGGGAGAGGCUCCGCCGCUGUCCCCGCGGCCCCGAGUGCAUGAGGCUGGUGUUUGCCCAGGAAAGCCCCAGCGCCUGCGGGAGCCAUGUCGGGUUCCUAUGACGAGUCGGCAUCGGCCGCCGAGGAGACAACCGACAGCUUCUGGGAGGUGGGGAACUACAAGCGCACGGUGAAGCGGAUUGAUGAUGGACACCGGCUCUGCAACGACCUCAUGAACUGCGUGCACGAGCGGGCCAAGAUCGAGAAGUCUUACGCGCAGCAGCUCACCGACUGGUCCAAGCGGUGGAGGCAGCUCAUCGAGAAAGGUCCCCAGUAUGGCAGCCUGGAGAAGGCGUGGGCCGCAAUCAUGACGGAGGCGGACAAGGUGAGCGAGCUGCACCAGGAGGUGAAGAACAGCCUCCUGAACGACGACUUCGAGAAGGUCAAGAAUUGGCAGAAGGACGCCUACCACAAGCAGAUCAUGGGCGGCUUCAAGGAGGCCAAGGAGGCUGAGGAUGGCUUCCGGAAAGCCCAGAAGCCCUGGGCCAAGAAGCUCAAGGAGCUGGAGACAGCCAAGAAAGCCUAUCACCUGGCAUGCAAGGAGGAGAAGCUGGCCAUGACCCGCGAAGCCAACAGCAAGGCAGAUCAGUCCAACACUCCUGAGCAGCAGAAGAAGCUCCAGGACAAAGUGGAAAAGUGCAAGCAAGACGUGCAAAAGACUCAGGAGAAGUACGAGAAGGUGCUGGACGAGCUGAACAAGUGCACGCCGCAGUACAUCGAGAGCAUGGAGCAGGUCUUCGAGCAGUGUCAGCAGUUCGAGGAGAAGAGGCUCAACUUCCUCAAGGAGAUGCUGCUGGACAUCAAGAGGCACCUGAACCUGGCCGAGAGCAGCAGCUACGCCAACGUGUACAGGGAGCUGGAGCAGACCAUCCGCAUGUCGGACGCGCAGGAGGACCUGCGGUGGUUCCGCAGCACCAGCGGCCCCGGGAUGCCCAUGAACUGGCCCCAGUUUGAGGAGUGGAACCCGGACCUGACGCACACGAUAACGCGGAAGGAGAAGCAGAAGAAGGGCGAGGGGGCGGCCAUGACCAACGCCAGCAGCGCGGGCGACACGGGGGCUCAGGCGGGCGAGCGCGGGAGUGUGAGCAGCCACGACCGUGGGCAGACCUACAGCGCCGAGUGGUCUGACGAUGAGGGCAGUAACUCCUUCAACACCAGCGAGGCCAAUGGCGGCGCCAACCCCUUCGACGAGGAGUCGGCGGGGAAGGGCGUGAGGGUGCGGGCUCUGUACGACUACGACGGGCAGGAGCAGGAUGAGCUCAGCUUCAAAGCAGGUGAUGAACUAACCAAACUUGGUGAGGAAGACGAGCAGGGGUGGUGCAAAGGGCGCUUGGACAACGGGCAGCUGGGGCUGUACCCCGCCAACUACGUGGAGGCAAUCUAAGUCUUGUGGUGUGCUCCUCGUCACCGUCAGCAGAUAAAUCCACCCUCCGUUGUCUCCAUCUCUCCACCAGCCAACCAGCCAUUCUGCCGUCUGGUCCUUCACUCCUCACCCCUAGAGAUUCAGACAUAUUUUCCGACCAAGCUUUUAUUUUUUUAAGAGUUGUCUCCGAAGAGUAUUUUGCAUAGUCGCUUUCUUCUAAGAUAACGUGAAGCGAAAGAUGACGUUGUCCGUUCGUCUACGUUAGUUGAAUUUUUUUUUUUCUGAGCGAAAAGCCGAUACCUCAAGAUCUUAAAGCCCAACCAGUGAGAGCUCCUCGUUGGUUGGUUUUUAAAGAUACUGAAAUCAUGAGCCGCCUUCUGAUUGGCUGGAACUGUUCCGAAACGCACGGCGCCGAAGCUCCUGGGACCAACCAAAUUCAUCCCAGAAAACCAAGAGGGAUUGGAGUCUGACUCCGUUGGUUAUUUUUUUUUUUGUGUUUCCGUGUUCUCCCCAGUUCAUCCUCCCGCCCCGAGGAAGGGGGUGAAUGCCCCCUUCAGCCCCGUGGCCACCCUUGAGAUGCCCAGGUGAGGUGGGACCAGCCCCACCAUGGAGCUUGCUGGCAUCUCCUGAGCUUUUUCCUCCUCCUCCUCCUCCUCCUGGCUGGGCUGUCAGCACACCUGGAGCGGGCAGAGGCUCCCGAGCCGAUGCCCGGUCUGUGCUGCCUGCAGGGAGCAGCAUCGCCCUUUGGGUGGGCAGGUAUCCAACGCACACCAGAUCCAGGUGAGAUGGCCCUAAAAUCCAGCGCUGUCCGGAGAAGGACCCACCAGGGCCUGGUGCUGCUGGAAGCAGCUUCAUGCCCAGCCUGGGAUAGUGAGGACUGCCUUGGGGACAGUGCCCAUCCUCCCCUUCGUGAAGAGAGGCAGGAGCAGAGCAGGGACGGGGGAUGAGCAUCGUCCAGCCUUGCAGGAGCUGCAGCCCAGGAAGAGGGCUCAGGACACAGCCUGGGCAGAGCAGCUGCCUGGCCAAGACGGCUGAAAUCAAGACACGCCAAGGCAGGGGAGUGGCCGCAGGCUCUGCCCUUUGCUUGUCCCCACCGAGCUCUACCCCUCCUCCCCUGGGCUCUGUCCCCAGCCCUGCAGCUCCCACGGCUGCUGCCACCACUCCACCCCCUGCCUCGGGUGCGUUUGCCAUCCCCAACUCUUCCCUACAGAUCAUCUCUCAUUUCUUUCCAUACCAUCACCCUUAGCAGCAUCAAUGCCAUCGGCUUCCCGCACGCUCCUCCUGCUCCUUUCCUGCCCCCUCCGUUGGUUCGUGAAUUUUUUGGCCCCAGGGAUCCCGUGUUCUCGUGGAUGCAGGGGAAGCACCGUGUGCUGGGCACAGUGGGCGGGAGCCAUCCAGCCCCUGCCAGGUACCGGAAAAAAAACCCACAAAGUCAGAAAAGACCCAACCAACCACCUGUCUCAGCAAUGCACCCCGGUUUUUGUACAUUGAUUGUGUAAUUUAAGAAGUAUAUAUAUAAUAUAUAUAUAUCUCGUGAUUGUAUUUCCGUGGAUACAACAACAAAAAGCAGCAAGAGAAAAUAACCGAGCUC